AUGUUCAUAAGACAUUCUUCAACAUGUUUUAUCAUCUUACUUGUUUAUGUUGAUGAUGUUAUACUAGUGAGCAACAACAUCACAGAACUGGAGGUCCCAAAAACCAGGUUACAUAACAAGUUUAAGCUUAAAAAUCUUGGAGAUUUAAAGUACUUUCUUGGUUUAGAAGUGGCAAGGUCUAACAACAGAAUUUUUGUGUCUCAAAGAGCUUAUGCUCUUCAAUUACUUGAGGACCUUGGUUACCUUGGAUGCAAACCAGUUAGUACACCUAUGGAGCCAAAUCUAAAGUUGUCACAAGAUGAAAAUGACAAGCUUGCUGAUCCUACACUGUACAGAAAGAUGAUUGGUAAGCUACAAUACCUCACAAUUACAAGGCCUGACAUAGCAUACUCAGUUAAUAAACUGAGUCAAUUUCUAGCUAUGCCCAAAUUCAAACACUUUCAAGCUGCCCAAAGAGUUCUUCAAUAUGUAAAGUCCACUCCUGGACAAGGAAUUUUUCUUCCUGCUGCAUCAGAGAUUCAACUAAGGGUCUAUACAGAUGCAGAUUGGGCUGCUUGUGUAGACACUAGAAGAUCUACAACUGGGUUUUGUAUAUUUCUUGGUAGUUCAAUCAUAUCUUGGAAGAGUAAGAAGCAACAAAUGGUUUCUAGAUCUUCUGCUGAAGCAGAAUACAGGGCAAUGGCAAAUACCACUAGUGAACUGGUUUGGUUGCUCUCUUUACUAAAGGAAUUAAGGGUUGAACACAAAGGGCCAGCCAUAAUGUACUGUGACAACAAAGCUGCUCAACAUAUAGCAGCCAAUCAUAUUUUUCACGAAAGGACAAAACAUAUUGAAAUAGACUGUCAUUUGGUUAGAGAAAAGGUACAGCAAGAAGUUAUAAAAACUGCCCAUGUUUCUACAAAAGAACAACUUCCAGACAUUCUAACAAAGGCUCUAUUUCCUAAUCAAUUCAGGGCACUCAAAGACUAG
This is a messenger RNA of Humulus lupulus (European hop), 969 nucleotides long. RefSeq lists its product as uncharacterized. The transcript has a single exon. The coding region runs from base 1 to 969 and encodes 322 amino acids. The record is from RefSeq and is a predicted model, not a curated record. NCBI's taxonomy places the organism in Eukaryota, Viridiplantae, Streptophyta, Magnoliopsida, Rosales, Cannabaceae.